CAAAUUUUGGAGUAAUUGCAAAUCCCUGGAUUCCCAAACCAACUGGAAUUCAGCUUUUCCGCAAAAACCCUGAAAAAUGGUUCUUCCAUGAAUAUACAGAAACCAUGAAACCCCUCCUCCGCCCCAUCCACUACUUCAUUCCCAAACCCCCAUGGCGGCGCCGCUACUCCCACACCCAACCAGACCCAUCUCCCACCGCCCAUGACCUCCUCACCAUCCUCAACAAAUCCGACGGCGCUGAAUCCCUGAUCUCACACCUCUCCAAUAACAAGCUCAUCUCUCUGAUCCAAGAACACCACACAAACCCACAAUUGGGCUUUCGCCUCUUCAUCUGGGCCACCCAAAGAUCCAAGCUUUGCACCCGAAUGUGUCGUUCCACAGUGAUCGACAUGCUCCUGGAGGACGAUAAUGGUGUUGAACUCUACUGGAGGACUCUGGAGGAGUUCAGAGAUUCCGGGAUUCGAAUCGGGUGUGAUGCAUUUUCUGUGCUGAUCAGAGGGUAUGACAAGCUGGGCAUUGCCGAGAAGGCGGUGGAGGCUUUUUCAAGGAUGAAGGAUUUCGAUUGUAAGCCUGAUGUUUAUACUUACAAUGCGGUUUUAUAUGUUUUGGUGAGGAAAGAAGUGUUUUUGUUAGCUUUAGCUGUGUAUAACCAAAUGUUGAAGUGUAAUCUUAGUCCCAGUAGGACUACCUAUAGCAUUUUGAUCAAUGGGUUUUGCAAGAGUAGGAAAACCCAGGAUGCGAUUCAGAUGUUUGAUGAGAUGACACAGAGAGGGAUUGCACCCAAUACCGUUACUUAUACUAUUAUCAUUUCCGGGUUGUGCAAGGCAAAGAGGGCCCAUGAUGCGCAUAGGCUGGUCGAUACGAUGAAGGAAACUGGGUGUACUCCUGAUGUGAUUACUUACCAUGCUUUGCUUGAUGGGUAUUGUAAGUUAGGUAGGCUUGACGAAGCUUACGCGCUCGUGAGGUUGUUGCAGAGGGAUGGUUAUGUUCUUGGAGUGGAGGGAUAUAGUUCCUUGAUUUUGGGUUUGUUUAGAGCUAGGAGGUUUGAUGAGGCACAUGAGUUGUAUGGGAAGUUGAUCGAUGAGGGGAUUAAGCUUGACGUUAUCUUGUGUACUAUAUUGAUUAAGGGGCUGGCAGACGCUGGCAGGGUUACGGAUGCUCUGAACUUCUUGAGUGAGAUGAGUAAGAAAGGUUUGGUUCCAGAUGCAUACUGUUAUAAUGCUGUCAUCAAAGGGUUCUGCGAUUUAGGUCUUUUGGAUGAAGCUCGAUCUCUCCAUCUUGAGAUUUCGAAGCAAGAUUGCUUCCCUAAUGCCUGCACUUACACCAUUCUCAUUUGUGGUAUGUGCAGGAAUGGGCUGAUAGGGGAAGCAGCACAGAUAUUCAAUGAGAUGGAGAAGCUUGGAUGUGUUCCUUCUGUUGUAACCUUCAAUGCUCUUAUUGAUGGGCUUUGUAAGGCUUCUAAGCUUGAGGAUGCACAGUUGCUGUUUUACAAGAUGGAGAUAGGAAAAAAACCUUCGUUAUUUCUUCGUCUUUCUCAAGGUAGUGAUCGGGUUAUUGAUAGUGCGAGUCUUCAAAAGAAGGUGGAGCAAUUGUGCGAGUCAGGAUUGAUUCUUCAGGCCUAUAAACUUCUGAUGCAGCUAGCUAGUAGUGGGGUUGCCCCCGACGUCAUCACUUACAACACUCUAAUCAAUGGGUUUUGCAAAAAUGGAAACAUAGAUGGUGCUUUCAAACUCUUCAAGGAUAUGCAAUUGAAAGGGAUCGCCCCAGAUUCUGUUACAUAUGGAACACUUAUAGAUGGACUUCAAAGGGUUGAAAGAGAAGAAGAUGCCUUUGUGGUCUUUAAUCAAAUGGUGAAGAAUGGAUGCACACCUAGCUCUGAAGUUUACAAAUCACUGAUGACUUGGUCUUGCAGGAAUAGCAAGGUUUCGGUAGCUGUUAGUCUUUGGUUGAAGUACCUGAGCAGCCUUCCUCACAGAGAAGAGGAAGCAAUCAAAGCAAUAGAGGAAAAUUUUAAAGAGGGGCAAAUUGAGAAGGCGAUCCAAGGCUUACUUGAAAUGGAUGUAAAGUUUAAAGAUUUAGAUUUAGGACCAUACACUAUUUUGCUCAUUGGUUUGUGUCAGGUGCAAAGAGUGGGUGAAGCUCUGAGAAUGUUUUCUGUACUUCAGGAGUACAAAGUCAAUGUCACUCCACCAAGUUGUGUGCACUUGAUAAAUGGUCUCUGCAAAGAAGGGAAUUUGGACCUGGCAAUAAAUGUUUUCCAUUAUACUCUGGAGAGGGGUUUCAUGUUAAUGCCCGAAAUAUGCAAUAAGCUGCUCAAGUGUCUUCUUCGUUCCCGAGACAAAAAGGACCGUGCCUUUGAUCUCAUUCGUAGGAUGAGAAAUUUUGGAUAUGAUCUUGAUGCUUGUCUUCACCAGACUACAAAGUUACUUCUACAAUUUCACUAGACCAUGAUGGAAUUGGUAAUUUGUGUCAAUACAUUUUGUUCAUGGCUGACGCUAAGGAGGAGCUACUUUGAUCUUAUAACCACAAAUGGCAACAAUUCUUGACCGGUGGUUCGUUCCCAGGCUUGUCUGUUGGUCAAAUUAUAUCUACUCCAUUGAUUGAAUUUUUUGCCCAUGAAUCUCAUGAUACACUUCUUCAACAGUUCAAUGUGAGAUUACUGUCCGGAAAUUGUUUUAGAACAGAGAGUUUGUUGCACAAUCUGACACCCCCUUCCAUCAAACCUUGUCUUUUUCACUGGUGUUGGUGCAUAGGAGGGUUGCUGUAGAUUUUUCAGAUUACCAGAGAAAUAAGUAGGAGAGUGCUCCUUAUGAAGUGGAUGACAUGGAUCAUUUUCUAUGCAUCCAAAUUUUUUGUAAUUUACACAGUGAAAUCCUUGUAAGAAUAUCAACUUGAGAAACAGGAAGGUUAUCUUUCCCUUCCACUUUGACAAAGAGCUACUCUUCUGACCUCAUUAUUGCAUGGUGCACGGUAUCUCAGGAAACGGUUGAAACACAAUUUUGAUUACUGAAGUAUUUUGCUGAUUAGCAAUGCUGAUCUCAGUAUAUAAUUUUCUUUUGCACUGCUCUUGAUCUGCUGAUGGAACGGCUGAACAAUAUGCACUGCUCCUGUUGUGACUCCAUCACUAUCAGCAAUUUGCAUCCAACAAACUCAGCUGGCACAAUUAAGCUGGACUUGAUGAAGGGGAUUGGCUCAGAAUAUAGUUCUUUUUCUUUUUCAGACCAAAUUUGGCCAUGGCAAAAAAAUAGAAUGAAUUUGCAGGCUGAUCAGAAAAGAGCUGAAAGAUCAAGAAUUUGCAGUGGUGGAUCCUAUAUGUCUCAGAUUGGUUCUUUACAGGCAUGGUUCUCUUUUGAUGCCAAGAUUUUGUUGGCCAUUUGAGCUUCUUCCCAGGGCAGUAACCAUAGCUUCCAAAUGGUUGAAAGUUGCAUCCAGUUAUCCUGUGUCACGCCUUGAAAAGCUACGUUUCCCCUUCAGAUAUUUUGCAUAAUAUCUAUGAUGAUGGGAUGAUGCAAGAGCAGCCUGUUGAUUACAAUAAAUACAGGGUGAAAAGAACGUGCUGCAAUCACUGAAGUCUUUGUUCAAUGGCAGUAUCAUAGUAAGGAGUAUGCAAUGUGGGUCGAGUUGCUGGACAUUCAAGCGAUAGUUCUGGCUUUAAAUCCUCGAGGACAUUGGCUGUAUCGGGAUGGAAAUGUAAGAAAACCAAGAGCCAGUCAAUUUUUGAAGUUCAUAGGAAAGUAUCGUGCAAACCAAGCCUUAAGAGCAGGGAGGCAUGAUUUAUUGAUCAAGAUUGGUGUCCUAAUAAAAUUUCUCAAUGCACUCUGUUUUAGAGUCUUUGUAGAAGGGCUCUACAAUCAUCAUUUGUCCUGUAUAUAAAUGACCAUUGAUUAAAGUCCGUACAACGCGUUUGGCAACCCAACUUCUGCUUGUUCCUUCAAUAAAUUGAUCAUGAAAUUAACUACUCAAAAUUUGUAUCCAAUUGAUGCAAGUAAUCUCUGAAGUAUUCAAUAA
Rosa rugosa (rugosa rose) is the source of this 4008-nucleotide messenger RNA. RefSeq names its product pentatricopeptide repeat-containing protein At1g79540. NCBI's taxonomy places the organism in Eukaryota, Viridiplantae, Streptophyta, Magnoliopsida, Rosales, Rosaceae. The coding region runs from base 105 to 2444 and encodes 779 amino acids. The transcript has 2 exons. The record is from RefSeq and is a predicted model, not a curated record. Gene Ontology annotation, molecular function: protein binding.